AAGAAUGUGAGAGAGUCAGUCAGCGAAAAGCUCGAAGAGACAUCUAAUGAAGCGCCAGAAUGGAUCAGGGAAGGACGUAUUGCCCUUCCCCGUAUUCUGUUUGCUUUCCAACGCAACAUCAUUCGCAAUGAACUCGGUUUUGUCAAAAAGCGUGAAAUAUGCGAUAAAUUGGAGCACAAUUUGGAAUCGCAGAUAUAUUCUGUGCUCAAAUGCUACAGAUUGGUAGAGCAGUCUAGCGGCGACUCUCUGGGAUACGUGCCUGAGAAUGACGCGUUUGUCAAUGUGAUGCAGCCUGUGCUGGUGAAUGUGAACCCUUUGGCCGACAUUCUUCAAAUAGCUUUAGGGAAAGACUUAGUUGAAGAUGGAGACGAUAAAUCAGAAAAAACACCAUCUUUCACGAGAUUUUUGCGUACGCACAUCGAUUCUCUGAGAGCGAGUAAAUCGAAAAUCUAUGAGGUUCCCAAACUGGAGCUCUGGGUGAAAUACGCACGAGCUUUGCUAGACCUCAUAAAGCCAGACUCUGAAAUGUUAACAAGAAAGCUGCUCAACCAAUACGUCAAUAGGCAGUUGCAGUUUACUAGAAUGCUCAAUGCUAAGCACGUAAAGGAAGCGAUUGCUCGGUAUACUGGAGCGUCUUCUGGCUUCGGUAAAGGGAAGGCCAUAACUGAUCGUGCUCGAAACCAAGUCGUGUUCACUAAAGCAGAACAUGAUGAGAAGGUUGCUAUGGCCAUAGCAUAUCUUGACGCAGUUUUGGUUGGCAAUCGGGAUGAAGCUGUCGCUCAAAUUCGAGCCGCGUGCGACAAUCUCUGGCAAGGCGGAAUGCGUGGUUGUGAGCAAGUAUCGAUGACUGGCAACCGCUGUCAGUUGAAGGUUCAUCCAACCGUAGGCGAUGCCUCUGUAGAUCCAUCUGCGUGGGAAAUGCAUUCGAACGACAUCACGUAUUUAUCUACAUGUUCUUGUGGUCGGCGACAAGCAGUGCGCAGAGAUCCGUUUACCUUGAAAGAAGCGAAUUAUGACUUCUACUUCGAGAAUAAGGUGUUCUCAUGCUGCGCAGGUUUGGAAAAACACGUGUUCGCUGUACUGGAGGACGAUGAUACCGAUGUAGAGAAGGGUUUGUGGCCAGUUAACGAUAACUGGGAUGAGGGCGAAGGUGGUGGCUCCAAUCCUUUGUUUCCUGUGACAGCAGCUAUGUCGCGUGAUCGGCAAAAUUCAGCAGAGGACCAUCAUCCCGUGGAAGUGGACGAAGAAGAGGGAACUGGAAGUGACACAGGCGAAGAUUCGGUGAGCAAUGCCGAGCCUGAUCCGAUUGAAAGCUCUUCCCAAUCUUCGCAAGAUGACGAUGUUCACUAUCGCAAUACGCGAUCUUAUUUGGACGAUGAAGCAGUUUCAUUUGUGAAGAAUCCUCAUACAAAGUUGGACGAGGAGGCUGCUAUUGCUUUCGAAGCUCGACUGAAGAAGCUGAGGCCAAGCAGGUUCCAUUCCUGGAAGGUGUGCCACACUCACUGUCACCAGCGUAUGCCCUUUUUUCCGUCUGUGGACGUUGUACUGUAUCCGGUCCCCAAUAAUUAUUACACGUAUUAUAUUUUGCAACUCCCCUUCAUAUAUUCUGGCCCAGCUGGAGUCUGGAUUCCUCCGGUAGGAGUGGAGCGGGUUGGAACAUUCAAAGGAAAUGCGAUUCAAGUGAAAUAUGUGCCAAUGUUGUCAAGAAGGUGA
Messenger RNA from Ostertagia ostertagi, 1713 nucleotides. The record is from the annotation of a GenBank genome assembly. NCBI's taxonomy places the organism in Eukaryota, Metazoa, Nematoda, Chromadorea, Rhabditida, Trichostrongylidae.